CCACUCCAAUUUAAGCACCGUUCUAUACUGCUCCUUCCCCGCACGAAGCAAACUUUAAAUUAUCACACUCAUCACUUCAUCCGGCACCAGAUUUCGGAGCCUCGUCGCGAUGUUUCCCGAAUGGCCAGGGCGCAGGCCUUUGAGCCUUUCUGCUUUUCUUGUCAACUGUUUGAGUAGUCUCCGCUACAAUCUUGUUAGACUUAGACUUAGAUGCCCUGUUCCUCUGGUCUUCCAUGUGAGUCCUCAAAAAUUCAGUCUUUUUAAAAGGUCACUGACCGACAUUGCGCUGAAAUCUGGUGGUCCCAUUAUGAAUUGUUAUGAAUUGAGUGGUAGUCGCGGUGGAAGGGGCGUGAGGAACCCGUGAGAUUUCAACGGAUCUCCCAUGCUGGAAUUCACUGCAUCGAUGCCAUUCUUGGUGAGGCUAUUCUUUGCAGUACCUAAGGCUACGUUGGGCGAUGGGUUUAACGUUAUAACUGCAAUAUUUAGGAAUGCUGCCAA
Messenger RNA from Suillus discolor, 498 nucleotides. RefSeq lists its product as uncharacterized. The transcript is spliced from 2 exons. The record is from RefSeq and is a predicted model, not a curated record. Lineage: Eukaryota; Fungi; Basidiomycota; Agaricomycetes; Boletales; Suillaceae. The coding region runs from base 110 to 364 and encodes 84 amino acids.